AGUUUUACUAAGGGACAGUCCUCCUUUCUAAUGCAAAUUCUCCAUGUUUUUGUAAGGAGUAUUUCUUCCUCUUUUUCCUUUGAAGAAAAGAGCUCAUGGCGGAAGGAGAAGGAGAAGAAGAGAGCUACUUUCCCGACCACGUCGUGGAAGGCAUCGACGAAGAGGCCAGUGGAGAAACUGAUGAUAAACUCUCCUCAUUACCAGUAGACUCAACAUCAGAGGAAGAGGAGGAGGAGUCAGGGUCUUAUGAUGAGGGACUGACUGGGUCUACCCCUCCAUCUAAUAGUCGGUUACAUAAAAUGUCACGUCGUGGACACAAGUACAAGACGUCGCGAAAGAUCAUGUCUUCGUCGUCCGAGAACCAGUCGCCGUAUAGAGUUAAGGAUAUUACUAGAGCGAAAUCAGCUGAUUGGUCUGAAUCGGUAUCGACGCCUUCUGAUUCCCUGAUACAUAAACGAUAUUCAUUGACUGGCGAGGGAGAAGAGAUCAGUAGCGAAUUGUGUCAAGUCUCGUUGUGUGACAAGAAGAGGAAAGAAAAGAGCAGACAGAUGGAGCGUAAUGUCAAAUCAGCAAUAAAUCAUCCGGAAAUGAGCACCUCACCAUCGUCUACUGCUAAUUAUACCAACACUGAACCACCAAGACCCUCUUUCUCAAGUCCCUCUCCCUCUAACCCACCUUACCCUGUACUGGCUCACUCACACUCCUCCCCUCCCCCUUCCUCCCACCCUCCCCCCUCACACCCUCCCUCCCACCCUCCCCCCUCUCACUCUCCCUUACCCCCUCCCUCUUCUCCUCCCGCCUUACCCCCUCCUUCUCCCUCUCACCCUCCUCCCCCCUCUUACUCUCCCUCCUCUCCUUCUCCUUUAUCUUAUAAUGUUCCCCCUCCUUCAUCUUACCCUCUUCCCCCGCCUAACCAAUCACCAUCAGUCGAUACGUCCCUAUAUCCUCCUCCUAUUGAUCCUCAUUAUUUACCUACCGGAGACUCACCUGUACUUUAUCCUCUGCCUCACUUAUCUCCAGAGACCUACAGCUCCAAACUCUCCUCUAGUCCUUAUCCUUCUAAGCUAGGGAAGGUUGGUUCUCCUAAUCCUAUGCUUUCUCCUGGAAUCCCUUCACACAUGCGGCCGUCAUUCUCUUAUACAACUGAUAAUAUCAUUCCGUAUUACUCCCUCUCCUCUCUCUCUCACGCACCCCCUGGUGUCAGCAUAGAGAGGUCACAAUCCGAUGCACAGUUAUCUCUUACUCUCUCCUCCUCCUCCUCUCACUCCAUGCACUGUCCUCCUGAUAGGAAGCAGUUUUAUCGUAACUUUUCCAAGAGACUCAAAAUGAUAGCAAAGCGCCAGCAGCAGUCCAGCACCCAGCCUGGGCAUAUCCCAAGACAGCACUCAGAGGAUCUCAAUGCUAAGAAUCCCUUUGGUCCCGAUAACGAGCAGCUAAGGAUGGAACUGAGAGCUUACCUCAAUAACCACACGCUAGAGGACCAGGAGGAGGCAGACUACCAGCUCCAGUGUGAGAGUGGCAGUAUACUCUAUCGGAUCAUCCAUUACUCUUUCUCUUCCGACUCUACACUUAGUGGAUACUUCCGUGGCUUAAGUGAGUCAGCAAAGAGUCUUCCAGCUCAACUGAACGAGCUAAAGAGAGGGAGCCUUAGACGGAGGAAGAUGAUGCCAUUACAGGAGAACAAAGAAGAGGAGGAGGAGGUAGAGGAGAAAGGAGAAGAAGAAGAAGGGGAUGAGACUCCAUUGACGUCCAUUAAUAACCCAUCAGUGAGGUGGGAGGAUGGAGGAGGAGAGACUGAAGGAGAAGAUGAAUACGGGCCUCAGACACUCAUCCAGCAAGAGUCUAAUGAUUCUGAUGCUUUAUCGGUCGAGUUUAGCUUUGAUAACUUCCUGAGUGAAGAGCAGUUGCAGGCCAUUGAAGAUGUGGACUCGCUACUCUCUGAUUUAGAGAGAGUCGAGCUAUUAUAUGCCAGCAGUAAGAGGGUGGUGGAUAAGCAAUAUCAACAAUUGCCUUUCAAGAGACGCAGAGCUGCUCUGGUCCUCUGGCUAAAGAUCACGGAAGGACUCGCAAAGCAUUUAGUAAACCUUUCUAAAUGGUUUGGAGUCAUUGUUAACCCAGUGAGACGCUCAGAAGAUGACCUAAUCCCUUGCAACGUAGAACCUGGCACACCUUCUCGUCAAGGAUCUGGUGGUUCUGGCGGGAACCCUCCUCUCCCAACUCCUCCUUUGUUUACGAGUGAUAUAUCAGUUGAUCCUGAAGAGUCCCUUUCACUCAGUGCUCUCUCCUUCGCCAGCUCUUUCUUCCAAACACAAAACUCCAUAUCCAGCUCAAGAGGCACUCUACAGCGUCUCUUCUCAUCUCGUAAUAUCUACUCGAUUGACGAGGAGAGAGUGUCAUCCAAAGGCUACAGCCGUUUUGUUGAUCAGGUACUCAAGAGAAAGAGUCUGGAUUGGCUGAUAGAGAAGCUUAUCAAGUCCAUCAAGCCGAUACUCAAAACUGCCAAAGAAGCAAUGAAACAGCUCGAGGUCGAAGAAGAUAAGUCGGAAGACAGCGACAAUGAAGAUAAUAGCUCUUUUUUAGAGAGACUGUCCCCGUUUCGUCUUAUUCACUUUGGAGGUGUUAGUACUCCAGGGCCUGCUCAAAUGAAGCGUGCUAGCAGCGUUGCCCCUAAGUGCUGGAAUGAUGAGUUUCAGGACAUGAAUCUUCCACCAUUUGCUGAACAAUAUCUUCGUCUAACCAGAGUCCCAUUGGAUAUAAUGCAGGAGUCUAUGAGACUGCGUACUGAAGUAAACAAGAGUCCAACUCCUUAUUCUGUUGGGAUGUUGGUGCAAGAGUCCUGUGUUACGCUCAAAAAGGCGGUGAGGGUUAGGAAGUUUUAUCGCUCAAAGGUUCGUCUCUUGAUAGCCAAUGAUCCUAGCGGAGCUGAACUGGUUGAUAAUGACAUGGCUUGUUAUGAGAAGCACCUUCAAAGUGUCUUACAGUUGUAUUUCUCUUAUGUCGAGCGCCUUGUUCAAGUCAGUUCUACCGACAGGAACCUCUUGGAGUCUCAAUGGGAGAUAACCAAAGACAUAUGCAAUGACAUAUCCACCGGAGAGAUUGAAGCUGGACUAAGAUUUUGUUCAAUGGCAUCACAACUCAUAGAGAACCUUGAAGUAGACCUCAAGUCUCGAAUCGAUGACUGCUGUGAUAAACUGCAUGAGCAUUCCAACAAUCUGGAUGAUCCUGAUGAAAGAAAGCAUGCCUUUAUAGAGCUCUGCAGGGAGUUCAAGUCAAUCAUUCAGAAAUCCCGUGAGUCUUCCAUGAAGGGAUUGGGUUUCUCAAAGACACUAAUGACUGAUCUUGAGAUUGCUGCUGAGUUCUCAAUAACCUGUACUAGGGAGGUAUUACUCCAAUCGCUAGCAUCAUCAGACCAUCAUCAGGUUAUCAUACCUCAGUAUCAUGCCUGUAUGCUCUUUGUCCCUCACAACAUUGCUGACAACCAACAGGAGAUACAGAAAUUAUUAGGAGUUAGUUUUGGUCAUCCAGUAGUUGAGGUGGGUGGUCCCGGGGGCCACAGCCACCGCCACUCUGUCCAUUAUAAUGACAGCUACCUCCUGUUUGUAAAGUUUUCUGCAGCAGGAGAUUCAAUCCCUAUCUGGACCGGAGAAAAAAUCAAUUUAACAUUAUCAGCAGAAACCAUCGUGUCUAUAUCAGAGAUGCAGGUUGAAGGUAUUAAACUGGUUGUCAAUGAUUCAAGUCGACUUGAGCGCAAUCAAAUGUCUUUUCUUCGUUGCAUGGGAACAAACGUUGAAAUAACUAACAAGAGAACGUCUUCGCAUCAUUCGGUAGCUGAAAGAAUAAACGAGCUAAAGCUUGUCCUCUGUCAUUUUGGUCACACUAUCAUUGAGAUUGUUGAGAGGGUCAGUGGUAACCUCAGCCUUGAGGAGAUCAGUGAGAGAGAGGAUCUACUCCAGCAAUACCUACCAACAAUGCACGCCUGCUAUAACUUUGGAUUUGAAUACAUACAGGACCUCUCCAGGCUCUUUGGUGACGAGUACAUUCAUCAGAAGUUAGGAGCUGAGAUGUUGCACUUCUCUCAGCAGUGGAUAGUGUUUGCAACCACCAAGUGUAUUCGAGGCCAUGGAAAGCAGCCCAGGUGGGCUGUGUUGGGCCUUGAGUUCAUCUUGUUGUCCUGUUCCCCUCGUAUGCUCUCGACAAUCUCUCCCUCACGAUAUGAGAAUGUUAAGAAGCAGAUGGAGAGGUGUCUUGAUCACGUGAUAGGAGAAGUCCCUUUAUUAAGUAGUAAUACUUUUUCUGAAGCAUAUACAUCUCCUCAAUAUAUUGGAGGGUGGACCAGACAAAAAAGUCGUAUGAAGAAAUCAGGUAAUUCUUUAUCCCGUACUCCAGUGAUAGAAGAGAGAGAUGAGUUUGAUGCUGGUGCUGAUAGCAGUGGUAUUGACAGUCCAGUCCUCUCUGGUGACAUAUCUUUUGCAGCAUCUGAACCCCUUUACUCACUACCGAAAUCUCCUCCCACGACUAUGCUAAUACCAAAAAUGGACAGAGGGGACUCUGUUGCUGUCUAUAGUUCUCCGUUAAGCCACACCCCCUCACAAGAAGUCCCGCCUCCUGUCAAUCAAAGACAAAUCAAAUUCAAAACGAUUGAAGAGGAGUGCAAGCGAAUAGACAAAGUGAGAGAUGAUGAGUUGAGGGUUAAGCGUAUCAUUGGUCGUGUGACUGAGAGAAGUGGAGCAUCAGUCUUUGAACUAAGCAGACUAACAGAUCUGAAGCAGUCACACUUUACAUGGAGAAGAGGAAGGAAACUUGGUGAAGGACAGUUUGGCGUUGUUUAUGAGUGUAUCAAUUUAGACAGAGGAGAAGUGCAAGCAGUUAAAAUGAUAUCCCUGAAGGAGAAGUCUCAUAACACUGUACGUGACAUACUCAGCGAAGUAGGAGUAUUCCAGUCCAUUAAUCAUAAGAAUAUCGUUCACUUUCAUGGAGUUGAGAUACAUGACACUGAUCUGUACUUAUUUAUGGAAUACUGCAAUCAAGGGACUCUCUGGGGAGCUGCUAAGCAAGGUCUCGAAGAAAGAAUGAUUCGGCUGUAUACAAGAGAUCUACUGAGGGCAGUGGAUGUUCUGCAUGACAGAGGGAUAGUCCAUCGUGACAUUAAAGGAGCUAAUAUAUUUUUAUCCGACGACUCUGUCAAAUUGGGUGAUUUUGGUUUAAGUGUCCAGCUACAUAAUGUGAAUAAGACAGCUCCUCAAGAGAUUAAGCACCAAAGGGGAACAAUACCAUACAUGUCACCAGAGGUUGUGUUAAUGCAAGACAUGGGUAGACCAAUGGACAUAUGGGCAGUGGGAUGUGUAGUGGUUGAAAUGUUCACUAGCAAACGUCCUUGGAUUGAACUAGAAGACAAUGCAAUGGCCAUAAUGUUUCAGCUAGGCAAUAAGAAAUCUCCAUCUUAUCCUGCUGAGAAAAUGAACGAUGAGAUGAUUGAUUUUCUUGAUUUAUGCUUUGAAACCGAUCCAAAACAACGUGCCGUUGCUAGCAAAUUACUUAGCCAUUCUUUUGUAAAGGUAAUGGAUUCGUGUGACGACAAUAGUUAACA
Amphimedon queenslandica is the source of this 5587-nucleotide messenger RNA. Its product is annotated as mitogen-activated protein kinase kinase kinase 4-like. The transcript has 24 exons. The record is from RefSeq and is a predicted model, not a curated record. Gene Ontology annotation, molecular function: protein kinase activity; ATP binding. Lineage: Eukaryota; Metazoa; Porifera; Demospongiae; Haplosclerida; Niphatidae. Bases 96 to 5585 code for a protein of 1829 amino acids. Gene Ontology annotation, biological process: MAPK cascade; protein phosphorylation.